Messenger RNA from Arachis stenosperma, 468 nucleotides. Its product is annotated as extensin-like. NCBI's taxonomy places the organism in Eukaryota, Viridiplantae, Streptophyta, Magnoliopsida, Fabales, Fabaceae. The transcript has 3 exons. The record is from RefSeq and is a predicted model, not a curated record. Bases 1 to 468 code for a protein of 155 amino acids.
AUGAGGAAGAAAACCAUAGCUAAAAGGCCUAUGCGUGAAAAGGUUUACAAGCUUCCUACUAAACCCUCAACUCGCUCCCAAGAGCGAACCUUCACUCCUUCUCCUUUUCCUCCAACCUCACCUCAUAGAACUGAUCCCAUGACUUACACUAAGAACCCUUCAAGGUUCCCUCCUUCAGCCAAGUUGAUGCCACCUCUGAAGGAACCUCCAUCCAAACCUAGGUCGUCGAAGCCGAUUUCAUCAAAAGGGAAACGACCAGCAGCACCUGAACCUACCUCUGAGCCCACUCAACCUAAGACAAGAUUUAGAUCUGCCAUGAACAAUGACUUUUAUGAAGGAGUUAUUAAGUACCAUACCCUGUGUCUGUCUUUUCUUGCUGAUUUGCCAAACCUGAAAAAGGAAGAUGAAGAUCCUGCCACUGAUGCUGAUGAGGAAGCUGAUUCGGAGGGGAAUGGUUCAAAUGCUUAG